Molecule: messenger RNA, 1791 nt
Organism: Haliaeetus leucocephalus (bald eagle)
Lineage: Eukaryota; Metazoa; Chordata; Aves; Accipitriformes; Accipitridae
Gene: NPNT
Product: nephronectin
Exons: 13
Coding region: 1-1791 (596 amino acids)
Cellular component (GO): membrane
Molecular function (GO): calcium ion binding
Source: RefSeq, a predicted model, not a curated record
AUGUGUCCAAAUGCGGCGCUCACGGGAUUUCGGCUUGUCGUUAAAAAACAGUGGCCCAGACAAAUAGUCUCCUCUGCAGGACUGUGUCGAUUUGGAAGUAGAAUUGACUGCUGCUGGGGCUGGGCCCGAUUGUCCUGGGGACAAUGCCAACCUUUCUACGUCUUAAGGCAGAGAAUAGCCAGCCUAAGGUGCCAGCCCAAAGCUAUAUGUCAGCCAGGAUGCAAACACGGUGAAUGCAUUGGGCCAAACAAGUGUAAGUGCCACCCGGGAUACACUGGAAAAACCUGCAACCAAGAUCUAAAUGAGUGUGGACUAAAGCCACGGCCGUGCAAACACCGGUGUAUGAAUACCUACGGCAGCUACAAGUGCUACUGUCUGAACGGCUACAUGCUUAUGCCAGAUGGAACGUGCUCAAAUGCCCUUUCUUGCUCAAUGGCAAACUGUCAGUAUGGCUGUGAUGUACUGAAAGGGGAAGUACGCUGCCGCUGUCCUUCUCCAGGACUGCAGCUGGGGCCUGAUGGAAGGACUUGCAUAGAUAUUGAUGAAUGUGCUACUGGGAGAGUUAUCUGUCCACGAUUUAGGCACUGUGUCAAUACUUUUGGAAGCUACAUUUGCAGGUGUCAUAAAGGCUUUGAUCUAAUGUACAUUGGAGGCAAAUACCAAUGCCAUGAUAUAGAUGAAUGUUCCCUUGGCCACCAUCAGUGUGGCAGUUUUUCACGAUGUUACAAUACACCAGGAUCCUACAAAUGCAAGUGUAAAGAAGGGUACAGAGACAAUGGAACAAACUGCAUACUUAUUCCCAAUGUUAUGAUUGAACCACCUGGUCCAUAUCAUAUAUUCAAGGGCAACAGCACGCUUCCUAAGGGAGGCAAUGGUAUAACCAAUAGGUUUCCUGGUGUUGGAGACACAAGGCAACCCCUCAGACCACCAUAUGUACCUGCUAUUGUUACAGAAAGGCCGGUGACCAGGCCAACGACUCGUCCUACACCCAGGCCAACAACUCAACUGACAGCAAAGCCAACCACUAGGUAUGUGCCGGUGACAACAAGGCCAGUGACGAGGCCUCCACCUCCACCACCACCUCAACCUACAACGUUAAGACCUACACUACCGCCACAAAGAACUCCUCUGAUAACAACUGAAGAGCCUUCACAUGUUCCCAUUGAAACUACAUCUUCCCAAGGAAUUCGAGAUGACAACAGGAUCCAGAUAGACCCUCAGAAACCCCGCGGAGAUGUGUUCAUUCCACGCCAGCCUGGAGUGAGCAAUAAUCUGUUUGAAAUACUUGAAAUUGAAAGAGGGAUUACCGCUGAUGAAUUUGAAGCAAACGAUGACCCAGGUGUGCUGGUACACAGCUGUAAUUUUGAUAGUGGACUGUGCGGAUGGAUCAAGGACAGAGAUGAUGACUUGCACUGGGAACCAGUGAGGGAUGCGUCAGGGGGACAGUAUCUUACCAUCUCUGACCCCAAAGGCAAAGAAGGAAGAGUAGCACAUCUUAUCCUGCCAUUGGGUCACAUGGCUCAGGCUGGUGACUUGUGCCUGUCGUUUAGGCAUAAGGUGCCCGGACUGCAUUCUGGUGCCCUCCAAGUCUUUGUGAGGAAAAACGGCGCUCACGGACCAGCCGUUUGGGGAAGAAAUGGUGGCCAUGGCUGGAGACGGACACACAUAACUUUACGAGGACUAGGCAUCAAGAGUGUUAUUUUCAAAGGCGAGAAAGGGAAAGGACAAACAGGGGAUAUUGGACUAGAUGACGUGAUCUUGAGGAGAGGACGCUGCUCUGAAGAGCAUUAG